Messenger RNA from Triplophysa dalaica, 804 nucleotides. RefSeq names its product dynein, light chain, LC8-type 2b (gene dynll2b). Gene Ontology annotation, biological process: microtubule-based process; cilium assembly. The coding region runs from base 166 to 435 and encodes 89 amino acids. Gene Ontology annotation, cellular component: cytoplasmic dynein complex. Gene Ontology annotation, molecular function: dynein intermediate chain binding; dynein light intermediate chain binding. Lineage: Eukaryota; Metazoa; Chordata; Actinopteri; Cypriniformes; Nemacheilidae. The record is from RefSeq and is a predicted model, not a curated record. The transcript has 3 exons.
CUCGCCGGGUUUCGUGACGCGCAGUUGGAUGUGAGUUACGAGGGCAGCCGCAUGGGUAGAGUUACGAAUUAAAUAGUGGUUAGAGAAGUCAAGCGUGAAGCACAGCGGCUCAAGAAAAGCCUGAACCAAACAGUGUCCUAGUGUAAAAACACCACAAGAGCUAUCAUGACUGACAGAAAGGCAGUAAUAAAGAAUGCUGAUAUGUCUGAAGACAUGCAGCAGGAUGCAGUGGAUUGUGCAACACAGGCCAUGGAGAAGUACAACAUCGAAAAGGAUAUUGCUGCUUAUAUCAAGAAGGAAUUUGAUAAGAAGUAUAAUCCGACAUGGCAUUGCAUUGUGGGACGAAACUUUGGCAGUUACGUAACACAUGAAACAAAGCAUUUCAUCUACUUCUACCUGGGUCAAGUGGCCAUUCUUCUCUUCAAAUCGGGCUGAAGGAACAUCUGUCAUUUAUGAAAGCUUGGACAUCGGCUCCAAAACUGGACUGUGAUGCACUGAUGGCUUGAGCCACUCUCAGAUACAUACACACAGACACGCAUACACACACAACAAUGCUUACAUUCUGUUCCACAUACACAUUCAUGACUUUAGCUAUAGAGGCUGUGCAUAAAUGCAUAGACCAUGUAUAAUAUUUAAUUUGUAUAUGUGGCAAUACAGUAACGUUUGCUUUCUGUAGUUGCACGAGUUGAAGCAACAAGAUGAUUUAUGUUCAUUUUUCCAAGUCCAGAUUUGUUUUUGCACUGAAGUUGUACAAAAUGCUUUAAUCGCUGCCUUUAAAUGAUAUUAAAGUUUAUGUCAUACGUA